AUGUCUAAAUUGAAAAUGAUAGAAAAUGAGAAAGAUUUUUGUUGUUGUUAAAGACAUAAGUUACCAGUCGUUUCUAUUGUACUUGAUCCAAAAUUAUCAAGGAAUUAAAGACUCUUAUGCACAGAAUGCAUAGAGAAUACAGACUUCGAUGCUAAAGUAGUCGGAUUAAAGAAAAUGAUUUCAUUAAUUGAAGAAGCCUAAUUAAAGAAGAUGGAAAAAGUAGAAUAUGUAAUAGUUAAUUAAAUAGAAUUAAUUGAACAAUUAUAUAGUAUGGUAAAUCAAAUGAAAUCAUUUGCCAUCUAAUAAUUUGAUCAAUAGUUUGCAAUAAUAAAUGAAUGGAUUAAAAAUCUAUAACAAUAAAGAUCAGAAUAAUCUCAUUAUAGCUUUUAUGAGGAAUUAGAAAAUAUCGUAAUGAAAUAAAUUAAAGCUGAUGACUACUGUUAAUAAUUUAUCCAUAAAAUUAAAAAAAAAAAUAACUGUUGGACUUCCAAAUUAUAUCCUAAAUUAGAAUUAUUUAAGGCAUUUGUAGAAUAUAAAAAAUGUAAAGAAGUAUUGUCAAAUUUAGAUUUAUCUUCUGAGAAUUUAGCUCAAAAUUAAUAAUAAUAAUAAAUAAAAAUAAAGUCAGAAUCACAACUAAAUUAUGAAAAAUAAGAAUUACUUUAGAAAUCUGAAAUCAAGUUUAAAUUAAUUGAUUAAUCUGUUAAAUAGAAUCAAGUAUGUAAGUCGAUAGUUUUUGAUUCUUCUGGUUCAAUUAUGGUAUCAACCUAAAAUAAUGAUAUUAUAGUAUGGAGUUUAAUAAAUGGAACAAUCAAAUUAGUAAAAACAUUAUCAGGGCAUACUAGUUUGGUCUAAUGUUUAGUUGCUAGUAAAAAAUAGAAUUCAUUUAUUUCAUGCUCUUUAGACAAAACAAUAAGAUGCUGGCAAUCGUAGAACUAUGAAUGGAAUUCUUCUUAACCUUAUUAAAAACAUACAGAUUAUAUUAUGUGUAUCAUAUUGAGUUCAAAUGAGGAUUUACUAUUUUCUGGAAGUGAUGACAAAUCAAUUAAAGUUUGGAAGGUUGAUUUUAAUCAAAAUAAAUUAACAUUUCUUUAUUCUUUGGAUAAGCAUAAUAAUCGUAUUAUGUCUUUAAGUUUAAAUUAAUCAGAAAAUUAAUUAGUAUCAUGUGCAUCAAGUUAGAAUUAAAUAAUUAUUUGGGAAAGAAGAGAAAAAGAUAAAUAUGAAUUCAAAUAUUUUGUUAAGUAAUCGAUUAAAGACCAUGGGUUUAAAGUUAAGUUCAUCAAAGAGAAUUAAUUUAUUUGGAUAACUGGUGAAUAGGCACUAGACAGACUUUAUGUAUUUGAAUUAAUAUAAGGAGUCUAUUAAGAAAAUUAGGAUAAGACAGUUCAAUUAAUUACAAAUUAUAAAGACUGUGAUGAAUUUCAUUUUUCAAUUAUUUAUAAUAAGGAGAGGAAUUUAAUAGUAGUAAGACAUAAGAAAUAUAUAUAUAUCAUUAGAGAAAUUAAUGAUGGCAAUUACAAAAUUGAGGAUUAAUUGAAUUUUGAUACUUACUAUAUUUAUGGAAAUAUCACAAAUAAUGGAAAAUAUUUGGUGUGUUGGGAUGCAAAAAGGGAAGGAUAUUCAACAUAUGAAUUAUUAAAUAUAUGA
This is a messenger RNA of Paramecium octaurelia, 1644 nucleotides long. The record is from the annotation of a GenBank genome assembly. NCBI's taxonomy places the organism in Eukaryota, Ciliophora, Oligohymenophorea, Peniculida, Parameciidae.